Messenger RNA from Nerophis ophidion (straightnose pipefish), 6784 nucleotides. Its product is annotated as gap junction alpha-3 protein-like. The transcript is spliced from 2 exons. Lineage: Eukaryota; Metazoa; Chordata; Actinopteri; Syngnathiformes; Syngnathidae. Gene Ontology annotation, cellular component: connexin complex. The record is from RefSeq and is a predicted model, not a curated record. Bases 320 to 1369 code for a protein of 349 amino acids. Gene Ontology annotation, biological process: cell communication.
UGCUUUAAUAGUUUACAUUGGAGUGAACCCUGGGCCAAAUUUAACCACGGGGGCAGGGUUGAGAGAGUGCCCGGCAACGUCAACAUCUGAAGGAAGGUCCUGGAUCCUUCCUGAGCUCAUGGACCAGGAACCAGUGGGGUCGUCGGCGUGGAACUGACGCAGGAAUCCCCUUUUCCUGUCCAUUCAAGGGCAUUACUUAAGGCCUCCGAAGAUCGCGCUUGCACCACUAAGUCGGCCCAAUGGACCCUGGAAGACGCCGAGGGUUUGAAUACCAGGGAUGCAUCAGCUGAUAAGUUCCGUCCGUGGGCCGACAUAGACCAUGGGGGACUGGAACCUGCUGGGGAAGCUCCUGGAAAAGGCGCAGGAACACUCCACGGUGGUGGGCAAAGUCUGGCUCACGGUCCUCUUCAUCUUCCGCAUCCUGGUCCUGAGCGCGGCCACGGAGAAGGUGUGGGGCGACGAGCAGUCGGGCUUCACCUGCGACACCAAGCAGCCCGGCUGCGAGAACGUAUGCUACGACCUCACCUUCCCCAUCUCUCACGUCCGCUUCUGGGUGCUGCAGAUCAUCUUCGUGUCCACGCCCACGCUGAUCUACCUGGGCCACAUCCUGCACCUGGUGCGCAUGGAGGACAAGCAGAAGGAGAAAGCCCAGCACUCGGACAAGCCGGCCCUGGUGGUGGACGCGCACAAUCACAAAAAGCCUCUGAUGCGGGACGAUAAAGGCCGGGUGCGCAUGCACGGCGAGCUCCUGCGCACGUACGUCUUCAACGUCAUUUUCAAGACGCUCUUCGAGGUGGGCUUCAUCGUGGCGCAGUACCUUUUGUACGGCUUCGAGCUGAAGCCCAUGUACACUUGCGACAGGCCGCCGUGUCCCAACGCGGUCAACUGCUACAUCUCCCGUCCCACUGAGAAAACCAUCUUCAUCAUCUUCAUGCUGGGCGUGGCCAGCGUGUCGCUCCUCCUCAACAUCGUUGAGAUCUACCACCUGGGCUUCACCAAGUGCCGGCAGGGCAUCACCUUCAAGAGGCGCAACCAAACGCUAACGAGCGUCUCCAAGGAGCCCAGCGAGGCCGGGGUGCGGUUGGGCCCGACUUACGACGACUACUUCCAUUGCCCGCCCAGCUACAACCUGGCGUCUCUGUCCCCGGCCGCCGCCGAGCCGUCCUUCCACCCGUGCCACAGCAAGGCGGCCUACAAACAGAACAAGGACAACUUGGCGGUGGAAAGGAGCGGCAGCAAGCUGGAGGAAUGCGAGCUGAAAGGGAAGAAGCGAGCGGGAUCCACCCCUGGGACGCCCAUUCAGGGCAAGCCGGGCAGCGCCGUCAAACACGGCAACAACAAGACUAGAAUAGACGAUCUGAAGAUAUGAGGUUUCUCGGCCUCCGGGGUCUUACUCUGGUCAUUCGUUCAGAGUGCAGGGGUGACUCAUUCUGCAUUUUUUUCCAUGCAAAGUCCAAGAUGGAACUUCCGAACACUUUGUUGCAGUGUGACUCGCUGAAUUUUUUUGGGACGUGUACAAAUAAUUUGUAGGGCGGCAUAGCUCGGUUGGUAGAGUGGCCGUGCCAGCAACUUGAGGGUUGCAGGUUCGAUUCCCGCUUCCGCCAACCUAGUUACUGCCGUUGUGUCCAUGGGCAAGACACUUUACCCACCUGCCCCCAGUGCCACCCACACUGCUUUAAAUCUAACUUAGAUAUUAGGUUUCAGUAUGUAAAGCGCUUUGAGUCACUAGAGAAAAGCGCUAUAUAAAUAUAAUUCACAAUUCACAGUACAAACCCCGUUUCCAUAUAAGUUGGGAGAUUGUGUUGGAUGUAAAUAUAAACGGAAUACAAUGAUUUGCAAAUCAUUUUCAACCCAUAUUCAGUUGAAUAUGCUAUAAAGACAACAUAUUAGUUGUUAUAACUGAUAAACAUUGUUUUUUCUGUGCAAAUAAUCAUCCAUCCAUCCAUUUUCUACCGCUUAUUCCCUUUCGGGGUUGCGGGGGGCGCAAAAUAAUUAGCAUCAGCCUAGUAUUUCCACCGGGUCAAACUCGUCACGUCACGAGUGACACUUCACCUGUCAUCAUUUUCAAAAUGGAGGAGGCUGAUUUCAUCCAUCCAUCCAUUUUCUACCGCUUAUUCCCUUUUGUGGUCGCUGGCGCCUAUCUCAGCUACAAUCUGGUGGAAGGCGGGGUACACCCUGGACAAGUCGCCACCUCACCGCAGGGCCAACACAGAUAGACAGACAACAUUCACACUCACAUUCACACACUAGGGCCAAUUUAGUGUUGCCAAUCAACCUAUCCCCAGGUGCAUGUCUUUGGAAGUGGGAGGAAGCCGGAGUACCCGGAGGGAACCCACGCAUUCACGGGGAGAACAUGCAAACUCCACACAGAAAGAUCCCGAGCCUGGAUUUGAACCCAGGACUGCAGGACCUUUGUAUUGUGAGGCAGACGCACUAACCCCUCUGCCACCGUGAAGCCCCAAAUAAUCAUUAACUUUAAAAUUUGAUGCCAGCAACACGUGACAAAGAAGUUGGGAAAGGUGGCAAUAAAUACUGAUAAAAUUGAGGAAUGCUCACCAAACACUUAUAUGGAACAUCCCACAGGUGUGCGGGCUAAUUGGGAACAGGUGGGUGCCAUGAUUGGGUAUAAAGGCAGCUUCCAUGAAAUGCUAAGUAAUCCACAAACAAGGAUGGGGUGAGGGUCACCACUUUGUAAGCAAAUUGUCGAACGACUUUAGAACAACAUUUCUCAUUGUACCAUAUGUCCCAGCAAGAAAUCUGCGUUCAAAGGACUCCGGCUUAUUAGUGAUUCCUAAAGCUCAAAAAAGUCUGCGGGCUAUAGAGCGUUUUCCGUUCGCGCUCCAGUACUCUGGAAUGCCCUCCCGGUAACAGUUCGAGAUGCUACCUCAGUAGAAGCAUUUAAGUCUCACCUUAAAACUCAUUUGCAUACUCUAGCCUUUAAAUAGACCUCUUUUUUAGACCAGUUGAUCUGCCGCUUCUUUUUUUUUUCCUAUGUCCCCUCCCUCCCUUGUGGAGGGGGUCCGGUCCGAUGACCAUGGAUGAAGUACUGGCUGUCCAGAGUCGAGACACAGGAAGGACCGCUCGUCGGGACCCAGGAUGGACCGCUCGCCUGUGUAUCGAUUGGGGACAUCUCUACGCUGCUGAUCCGCCUCCGCUUGGGAUGGUUUCCUGUGGACGGGACUCUCGCUGCUGUCUUGGAUCCGCUUUGAACUGAACUCUCGCGGAUGUGCUGGAGCCACUAUGGAUUGAACUUUCACAGUAUCAUGUUAGACCCGCUCGACAUCCAUUGCUUUCGGUCCCCUAGAGGGGGGGGGGGUUGCCCACAUCUGAGGUCCUCUCCAAGGUUUCUCAUAGUCAGCAUUGUCACUGGCGUCCCACUGGAUGUGAAUUCUCCCUGCCCACUGGGUGUGAGUUUUCCUUGCCCUUUUGUGGGUUCUUCCGAGGAUGUUGUAGUCGUAAUGGUUUGUACAGUCCUUUGAGACAUUUGUGAUUUGGGGCUAUAUAAAUAAACAUUGAUUGAUUGAACGAGUUAUUGCAAGGAAUUUGGGGAUUUUACCAACUACGGUCCGUAAAAUCAUCAAAAGGUUCAGAGAAUCUGGAGAAAUCACCGCAUGAAAGCCAUGAUAUUACGCACCUCUGAUCCCUCAGGCGGUACUGCAUUAAAAACCGACAUCAAUGUGUAAAGGAUAUCACCACAUGGGCUCAAGAACACUUCAGAAAACCACUGCCACUAACUAUAGUUGGUCGCUACAUCUAUAAGUGCAAGUUAAAACUCUACUAUGCGAAGCGAAAGCCAUUUAUCAACAACACCCAGGAAGGCCGCCGGCUUGGCUGGGCUCGAGCUCAUCUAAGAUGGACUGAUGCAAAGUGGAAAAGUGUUCUGUGGUCUGACGAGUCCACAUUUCAAAUUAUAUUUGGAAACUGUGGACGUGGUGUCCUCCGGAACAAAAAGAAAAAUAACCAUCCGGAUCGUUAUAGGCGCAAAGUUCAAAAGCCAGCCUCUGUGAUGGUAUGGGGGUGUAUUGGUGCCCAAGGCAUGGGUAACUUACACAUCUGUGAAGGCACCAUUAAUGCUGAAAGGUCCAUACAGGUUUUGGAGCAACCUAUGUUGUCAUCCAAGCAACAUUAUCAUGGACGCCCCUGCUUAUUUCAGCAAAACAAUGCCACGCCACGUGUUACAACAGCGUGGCUUCGUAGUAAAAGAGUGCGGGUACUUUCCUGGCCGGACUGCAGUCCAGAAAUAUCUCCCAUCAAAAAUGUGUGGCGCAUUAUGAAGCCUAACAUACGACAACAAGACCCCGGACUGUUGAACAACUUAAGCAGUACAUCAAGCAAGAAUGGUGAAGAAUUCCACUUUCAAAACUUCAACAAUUAGUUUCCUCAGUUCCCAAACGUUUAUUGAGUGUCGUUAAAAGAAAAGGUGAUGUAACACAGUGGUGAACAUGCCCUUUCCCAACUACUUUGGCACGUGUUGCAGCCAUGAAAUUCUAAGUUAAUUAUUAUUUGCAAAAAAAAAUGAAGUUUAUGAGUUAGAACAUCAAAUAUCUUGUCUUUGUUGUGCAUUCAAUUGAAUAUGGGUUGAAAAUGAUUAGCAAAUCAUUGUAUUCCGUUUAUAUUUACAUCUAACACAAUUUCCCAACUCAUAUGAAAAUGGGGUUUGUACGUCCAAUGCAUUAAAAGAAGAAUACAGUCGUACCUCCCCUUUAAUGCUUAAUUGGUUCUCUUAACCCAAAACACUUGUCAAUGUCUCUCAAUAAGAUAAAUAGGGCUUGAAAGUGUGAUGUGGAAAUGCAUUGAAUUGUGGGUCUUGCAGCCGAAUAAAAAACUGCUCAAGUUUUUUUUUUCUUUUAAGAGUUAAAGUUAAGGUACGAAUGAUUGUCACACACACACACACACACACACACACACACACACACACACACACUAUGUGUGGUGAAAUUUGUCCUCUGCAUCCCCUUGUUCACCCCCUGGGAGUUGAGGGGAGCAGUGAGCAGCAGGGUAAUGUAAUAAUUAGGGGUGCACAAAAAAAAAAAAUCGAUUCACAUCCAAAUCGCGAUUCUUAUUCAUCCCAAUUUUGAAUCGAUUAAAAAAUAAUAUUGAUAAUAAAAUAACAUUUUUUUGCAUAAGAACUUAUUUUAAAAAGUUGUUUUUAGGCUAGACUGUAAAUAGUGUUGUGCCGAUACCAAUAUUUUGGUACCCAUACCGGUACCAAAAUGUAUUUUGAUACUUUUUUGAAUAAAGGGUACCACAAGAAAUUGCAUUAUUGGCUUUAUUUUAACAAAAUAUCUUCAAGUACAUUAAACAUGUGUUUCUUAUUGCAGUUAAGUCCUUAAAUAAAAUAGUGAACAUACUAGACAAUCUUUUAGUAGUAAGUAAACAAACAAAGACUCCUAAUUUAGUCUGCUGAUGUAUGCAGUAACAUAUUGUGUCAUUUAUCCUUCUAUUAUUUUGUCAAAAUUAUUAAGGACAAGCGGUAGAAAAUGAAUUAUUAAUCUACUUGUUCAUUUACUGUUAAUAUCUGCUUACUUUCUCUUUUAACAUGUUCUAUCUACACUUCUGUUCAAAUGUAAUAAUCACUUAUUCUUCUGUUGUUUGGAUGCUUUACAUUACUUUUGGAUGAUACCACAAAUUUAGGUAUCAAUCCGAUACCAAGUACUUACAGGAUCAUACAUUGGUCAUAUUCAAAGUCCUCAUGUUUCCUGAGUUUAUAAACAUAAUAUCAAUUCCUAAAAAAAACAAAGAAGAUUUUGUGAUGCUAAAAAAUAUCGAUGUAAUUAUAGUAGUAUCGACUUGGUAUCAUUACAGUGGAUAAUAGGUAUAGAUCCACCUAUAGCGUUUGUUUACAUUUUGACGACGGUGAUCUACAGUGUGUAGUGAAGCAUGUUUAGCUAUUCCUCGUCCUGCCUGGACGAUACUUGUAAUGAACUUACUUUAUUUGUCGCCAUGGAGGCGAGAAUUAGUGAUUUAAAAGUAGCUAAAACACUGCCGACAGCGGCUGGACGUUAGCCGCUAGCUACCUAGCCAUGUCUUAAAGUCUUUCAGUGUUACAACUUCGCUUUUAGCGUUAGUUUUUAAGCCAAAGUGCGUCCGUUCUCCCUUUUCUGUCUACACGAUGUGUCUGCUUGUAAGUACUCUGUGAUUGCGUGCUGCCGAACAUGCUCGUCUGCUCCUAAACCAGCAAUGACACUACGUGACGACGGCGGGGGGUGGACCGGUACUUUUUUAUAAGUGGUAGAGUACCAAAUAUUAGUCAUUAGUACCAUACUAAAACCGUACAACCCUACCUAUAACCUAUUAGAAGUGGUAAUUAGCCCUGAGGCAUCCACCCAUUUGAUGCCCUUCGUGUACCCUGGAAAUAAAAUUAAUAAAAGCACGAUAAAAUGUGUGACUGAACAAUGAAGUCUGCUCAGGUUUUGAAAUCAAAUGUAUUUUAUGGCCAAAUGUUUUACUCCGUGAGAUAAGUUACCCGUUAAACAAACCAAAUACCACAAGUUCAGUUUGGACCGGAACAAUUUUGAUGAAAUAAUACAAAGUUGAAUAUGUACUUGGUCAUCAUUUAGUAACAUUAUGAGCUUUGUGCAAUGUUGUGCAAUAAGUCAUCAAACUGCUGUGUAAUAUUCCAGAACGUGUGUGUUUGUCUCAGGAGUCUCUGUAACAUUCUAUCAACAGCUGAUUUGGUCAUGUGAUUGCUUGAAAGUACCCGACAAUGUUCUUGGAAGGAAAAAAAAAUCCUGAAAUAAACUUGUCUUAAUAAAGGCCUUAAUGGCCACAUGCGUGGACAGCA